Messenger RNA from Scomber japonicus (chub mackerel), 2474 nucleotides. It is a transcript of the gene pdgfba, whose product is annotated as protein naked cuticle. The record is from RefSeq and is a predicted model, not a curated record. The transcript is spliced from 7 exons. Gene Ontology annotation, biological process: positive regulation of protein autophosphorylation; positive regulation of cell migration; positive regulation of MAP kinase activity. NCBI's taxonomy places the organism in Eukaryota, Metazoa, Chordata, Actinopteri, Scombriformes, Scombridae. Gene Ontology annotation, cellular component: membrane. Gene Ontology annotation, molecular function: growth factor activity; platelet-derived growth factor receptor binding. Bases 664 to 2370 code for a protein of 568 amino acids.
UCCACAUUUCCAGUCAAGUAAAUCGCGCUGUAGUGAGAAUAAUCUGAAUUUUGACAUCUGAGCGUCCAGAGAAUUACGCAUUCGAGGGUGAACCAACUUUUACGCACGGAUCUUUGGAGAUGAGAGGUGUCACUUAUGAGGAGACUGCUGCAUUGUUGAACUAUUUGAAUGCGAUUUAAGGACCAGUGCUCGGAGUCUGAUCAUCUUUGAGUGGAGCUUUGACUGAAGAAUGGACACAUGUUAAUUUUUCUUUAAUUAUACAUUUGGAGACGUUUUUGGAUUCGCAGCGGGAGCUUAUUGGGACUGUCUCUUACACAGCAGACUGAUAUAAUAGGAACUGAGUGGCUGAAGCUUUCGUGUAUUAUAACACCUUGCAUUACGCACCUGUCCUAGAGUACCCUUGACGUCUCCCUUUGAGAGUUUUCAAAACACGAGUAUAGACAUAUUCAGACGUCUAGCCUGCGUGUGAGUCAGCGUGAGCAAACAUUUGGACAAGCGGCGCACAUAGGCAGUGACACAUUUGGGAUAUAUAACAGUGCGUGCCUUGCACAGGCGGGCAGCUCACAACAACACCGGGACGAGGCUCGGUGCAGCCGGGGGAUUGGACACCGAGGUGCUAAAUGCCCAGCCGGUCGCUUGCGGCUCCUCAGGCUGGGCGGCAACAUGAGAUCCUGGGUCCUGCUGCUGCUACUGGCUGCGCUUUCAGCGGCCCGUCUGCGGCUCGGCAGCGCUGAGGGCGAUCCGCUCCCUACGUCGCUGGUCGACCUGGUGAGGAACUCUCCCAUCUCCUCUGUGGAUGACCUGAAGCUGUUGCUGCAGCAGGAGACUAAUGCAAUAGAAGAGGAAGAAGACGAGCAUGAUAUUCUCACAAACCACACCCACGGCCGAUACACUAGAAGUCUUGUGGAUGCACCGCAAGCUCAGCAGGCGGCGUGUAAAGUUAGGACGGAGGUGAUGGAGGUGACGAGGUCCAUGCUGGACCGCCGCAACGCCAACUUCCUGCUGUGGCCGCUAUGCGUGGAGGUGCAGCGAUGUUCGGGCUGCUGCAACAGCAGGCUGCUGCAGUGCGUCCCCACUGUCACCUCCAGCAGAUACCUACAGGUGGUUAAGAUCCAGUACAUAAACAGGAAAGUCCACUACGACAAAGCCAUCAUCUCAGUGGAAGACCACGUCAGCUGCAGGUGUCAAGCUCCCUCAUCGUCUUCAUCGUCCUCCUCGUCUUCUUCAUCCUCUUCCUCCUCCAGUGUUCCCAUCUCUCACUCCUCCGCUCAGAGCAACCCCAACCCCCCUCCUCCUCCACCUCCACCACAGCAGCCUCCCCCGUCCUCCCACCUCCCACGGACCGCCCACCCUGCUCCACCCAAGACUCACACCUCCAAGGCUGACCUCCAUCGCCACGACGACCUGAAGCACAACCAGCAGCACUACCGCACCGAGGAGCGCGAGCCGGUGGCGAGGCAGUGGCAGCAGGGGAGCUACACCCAGCUGGUGCACUGGACUCAACCUAGGGUGCACCAAGCUCAAACCCAUGUGCAGGCGGGGGUGCACCAGCCAAUUACUGGGGUGAUCAGGCCGGUCAGCAGCUGGCCAUCUGAAGCGAGGGGGGAGCACAGUAUCAUGGCAGGUGCUCAGCCAGUUGGGCAAGGGAGCGGAUAUGAAGGGAGCAGGGAGGAGGGCAGCGUGGGCGUAGCAAACAGCGGCAGUGGCGUGCAUCAUCCCGAUCAUGCACAGAGGCAGCAGCAGUUGGUACAGCAUCAGCAGAAACAUCAUCACCAACAACAGCAGACGCCAUUUCAGCCGUAUAACCGCGGAGGAUCAGAGGAUUAUCACCUCAAUACUCCCCAAUCAGACAGCGCCUCCGCACUUGUUAACCCAACCCAGUCGCCCAAAUCAGAACAAUACGCCACCUCUCCCGAACCCGCCAAACAGAAAGACUCAGUGACCAGCCAAAAAAAUACAGAGGUCACGAAUCAAAAACAGACGAAGACUGAAACAGCUAGUCAUAAAGAAGGGAACGAGAGGGAGGAAAGCGGGUCGGCCAAUAGCGGGGACUCGGCCGGGGCGGAUCUGGCCAAUCAGGGACAGAAAAAAGACUCUAAAGUGACCAGUGGGGACGGUCAUUUAACAGAAGAGGAGAGGAGGCUGAAACUUCUGGAGAUGGUACAGAGGGAACCAGACCCACAGACUCAUCUUCAUCCACAUCAUCCUCACCAAAGACCAAAGCCAACCACAUUUAAAACAGUCGUCUCUACUGCGGCUCCCGUGUCACUGUCAGCCCGUCAGGCUCCGUUCCGACCGGCCUCGCCUCGCCGCAGGAGGAAACACCGCAAACGCAUCAGCAAAGCAGCCAUGAGAGCCAUGAUCAUGUAGAGCUGCAGGAAGCUGUAAAGCUAACCAAAAGCUUGAGGCCAAACAAACUGCUCCAAAGGGGUAUGGAGAUACUCGAAUGAUGGGAUUUUUCACUGUGGAAAGAC